AUGAAGCGCAUUGCAAGCCAACAAAUGCGUCGCUCUCUGCUGUCACCGCGCCCAGACCGGAUACUCUCGUCCACCUUCAGCAACCCGCUAUAUCGCCGCUCGUUUGGCCUGUCCACCCGCCUCCGACAAGAUGCUCCCGUGACAGCAGCACCCGCCGUCGCAUCGGAACCUGUCCUCGACACUCCUUCUACCGCAGCAGACUCUGCAAGUGAAGCUCUCCGAGCCAGCCGCAAGAUCUCUGCCAAACUCAGUGCCCUCCACGCCCGUCUGUCGCUGCCACCGCGUUUCCCGACUCAGACUCUGGCACAAUGUCUAGUGCAUCCUUCGGCCGACCGGCGCGCAAACGCAAACAACUCUUCGCUCGCUGUCAUCGGUCAGGACGUCCUCGCAUACUACACUGCCGAAUGGCUGCUGUGCAAUUACCCCCGCCUGCCCAUGCAGAUCCUGUUCGCCGCUCAAUACGCCUACUCAGGGCCCCGUACUCUCUCCGCCAUGCGUGAGGAAUGGGGUGUAGAGCCUGUCGCUGCUCCUGGUAUCGAGGUCGAUCCUGGUCUUCUGCAGUUCACUCGCCGCCAGCCUGGAAAUGCCAUGGCCGAGGGAGGAAUGGCUCGCCUCAAGGACGCGACCUCUGCCGACAACAAGCCUGCCACCCGCCGCUCAAACGAACAGUGGAACUACCGCCGUGGUGUCUCUUCGCGCAUUGUUUACGACAACCAGUUCGGUGACUUGCAACAGAACGGAUCCGACCCUGCGACUGCCCCUCAGAAUCCUGAUGCCGUCACCAUCGAAGACGCUUCGGCCAGCUUCGUCAACGCCGUCUUUGGUGCCCUCUACUUGCACGCCGGUGCCCAAGCCACACAGGCCUUCCACCACGCCCACAUCCUGUCGCGCCACAUUCCCUUGCACACCCUCUUCGAUUUCACCCACCCCACUCGCGACCUCGCGCGCUUGUGCCUACGCGAAGGCUUCGAACCCCCAGUUGCUCGUCUACUCUCAGAGACUGGUCGUCACUCUCGCAGCCCUGUUUUCGUCGUUGGCGUUUACAGCGGUAGUGACAAGCUAGGAGAGGCCGCCGGUUCGAGCCUGGAUGAGGCCCGCGUGCGUGCCGCCGCCGCUGCUCUCCGCUCGUGGUAUCUCUACACCCCUCCUCGCGAGAACAUUGUCUUGCCCAGUCAGUCGUCCACGGCCCAAUGGAAGCCUCAGAUGAUCGACAUUGGCGAGAUCGUCACUUGA
Aureobasidium subglaciale EXF-2481 is the source of this 1233-nucleotide messenger RNA. RefSeq lists its product as uncharacterized. The transcript has a single exon. Gene Ontology annotation, molecular function: double-stranded RNA binding; ribonuclease III activity. NCBI's taxonomy places the organism in Eukaryota, Fungi, Ascomycota, Dothideomycetes, Dothideales, Saccotheciaceae. The record is from RefSeq and is a predicted model, not a curated record. Gene Ontology annotation, biological process: primary miRNA processing; rRNA processing; regulation of gene expression. Bases 1 to 1233 code for a protein of 410 amino acids. Gene Ontology annotation, cellular component: nucleus.